AUGUGCUUAUCUCAGAUUGUCUGUCGCAAGUCCGUUAGUCCUGAAUUGCCUGGAAACGUAUGGAAGAUUGUCGAGCUAGACGCCAACCACAGAGGGCUCUGCAAGUUUGGCAACUCUGAUAAAGACCAGCACAACUUGAAACUCGUGGUUGAGAACAUCAAGCGCCUCUACCAAUUGGCGAUCGAGAAGCCCGAGUCCUAUCGUGCUUCUUACCCAGAUACGUCUGGUGUUCAGACGCCCCGCACUUCAGAAUAUAGCCAGGACAUACAUCAUGACAUAUUGGAGGAGAUCCAACGUGUCGCAUUGAGUACGGCCAAUGAGACAGAGCAGCUGGUAAUGACACCGAGUCAAGAGAGCCAACUCCAAGACGACGAACUAUGUGUUCAAGACUCUUUGCAAGCUACGUUCGACCACUCUGCUACCAAGGAUCUUACUGGAUCAUCCGUGCAAGAACUUCUCGUCGCGGACACUAAGGUAAUAGAGUCACUGGCCCAAGACAAGCUUUAUUCCCAAAUUCCCUUUGAGUUGCUCGUUGUUCUUUUGGACUGUAUUCGUCGUCGCCACGUCGAGACGUCUCAGUCCAAUACUUGGGAGAACCACGAGCUGAAGGUGAUCGAGCUUGGUACCAACAAGAUCGCUCAUCUGUUAUUCAGAUGCAGUGGGGAGCGGGAGAAGCUGGAUAUCAUUUGCAAACUUCCUGGUGUUGUGACGAUAAGCCACGCCGUGACGAACCUGUUCGAUGCAACUGACGAUGGCGGGAUGCAAAGGCUGUUGGAGAAGUUCGUGACUGGGCAGGCCAAGGUUCUCAUUACAAAGGACUGCAAGACCCGGGGUGUUAAUCUUCCCUCUAGCUCCAUGGUCAUCAACUACGAUGUCCCGGAUGCCGACGCUUACCGGUACAAUCGUCAGGCUAGUCGUGCUGGCAAAGCUGGGCGCUUUGGGUUCGCAGUGAAUCUUCUUAUGAAUAACUGA
Fusarium proliferatum ET1 is the source of this 972-nucleotide messenger RNA. RefSeq lists its product as uncharacterized. The record is from RefSeq and is a predicted model, not a curated record. NCBI's taxonomy places the organism in Eukaryota, Fungi, Ascomycota, Sordariomycetes, Hypocreales, Nectriaceae. The coding region runs from base 1 to 972 and encodes 323 amino acids. The transcript has 6 exons.